This is a messenger RNA of Nicotiana tabacum (common tobacco), 2958 nucleotides long. The record is from RefSeq and is a predicted model, not a curated record. Lineage: Eukaryota; Viridiplantae; Streptophyta; Magnoliopsida; Solanales; Solanaceae.
UCUCACACACACGCACUGAAUUAGACAUCACCGGUAGCUACCGCUUCAGCUCCGCCGACUCCCCCACCGCCCCCUAACAAUUUAUUCAGACGCCCAUUGGACCCUCCUAACUGGAAAUAAGAAAUUAGGUAAUUGGGUUCUUUGUCCAUGUCUGUCCGAAACCGGCCAUUGACGUUUUCUUUAAGCAUUGUUUAAACAGUAGUACAGUACCCGAUAAAUUAAUCAGUUUCUUCAACUUUGGUAAACUUUGACUCUUCCCUUCCUUUUUUGACCCGUUAACAACAAAACCCGCGUCUUAAACCGGGUUUAUUCCUCGGAUCCUUCACAAUUAUUCUCUUUUUUUUUUUGGAAUUAAUUCGCCUCUACAGAAUUACUACACAAAAGCACUGUUGCGUUUGUUCUGUUAGAUCUGAAAUUAUUUUUAAAUUUCCAUGCGGUGAGAAACCCAGCAAUGGCAACUAAGGACCGGCCUGGCUGCUGCAACCCGGUGUAGAAGCCCGGCCCGGUCUCAAUGGACCAUGUUUUAUCAGCACUAAGGGAGACUAAAGAGGAGAGGGACAUUAGAAUCAGAAGCCUAUUCAGUUUUUUCGAUUCGGACAAUGCGGGUUACUUGGAUUACACGAAAAUCGAGAAAGGAUUAUUUGCUAUGCAAAUUCCAGCUGAUUAUAAGUUUGCUAAAGAAUUGUUGACGGUGUGUGAUAAAGAUAAGGAUGGGAGGGUGGAUUAUCAGGAGUUCAAAAAGUACAUGGAUGAUAAGGAGCUGGAGCUGUAUAGGAUUUUUCAGGCUAUUGAUGUGGAGCAUAAUGGCUGCAUCUUGCCUGAGGAGCUUUGGGAUGCCCUUGUUAAAGCUGGGAUAGAAAUAGAUGAUGAUGAACUUGCACGUUUUGUGGAACAUGUCGAUAAGGAUAAUAAUGGGAUUAUCACUUUUGAAGAAUGGAGAAAUUUUCUUCUACUUUAUCCACAUGAGGCCACGAUGGAGAAUAUAUACCGAUACUGGGAGAGGGUAUGUCUUGUAGAUAUUGGUGAGCAGGCUGUAAUUCCAGAAGGCAUCAGUAAGCAUGUUCAUGCAGCUAAGUAUUUGAUUGCUGGGGGAGUUGCAGGAGCUGCUUCUCGUACCGCUACAGCUCCCCUUGAUCGGCUUAAGGUGGUUUUACAAGUUCAGACUACCCGUGCUUCUAUUGGUCCUGCUGUCAAAAACAUAUGGAAGGAGGGUGGUUUAUUGAGUUUUUUUAGGGGCAAUGGAUUAAAUGUGAUGAAGGUUGCACCUGAAAGUGCAAUCAAGUUUUACACUUACGAAAUGUUGAAAAAUGUAAUUGCUCGUACGAAGGGGGAGGAACAGGGUGACAUUGGAGCUUCUGGGCGUCUUGUGGCGGGGGGCUUGGCUGGUGCAGUAGCACAGACUGCUAUCUAUCCCAUGGAUCUCGUUAAGACUCGGUUACAAACUCAUUCAUGUGAAGGUGGAAAGGUUCCCAACCUGGGAAAACUAUCAAAAGAUAUAUGGGUUAAGGAGGGAUCUCGGGCCUUUUAUAGAGGACUGAUACCAUCUCUUCUUGGAAUUAUACCUUAUGCAGGCAUUGAUUUGGCUGCCUAUGAGACAUUGAAGGAUUUGUCCAAGAUAUAUAUUCUUCAUGAUAGCGAACCUGGCCCUCUUGUGCAACUGGGUUGUGGGACAAUUUCCGGAGCGCUUGGAGCAACUUGUGUUUAUCCUUUACAGGUCGUUCGGACGAGACGAGACCGUUGUAUUACCAAAAUAACCAGGUGCUUACUGUGUAACCAGAAUUCAUGGUUCGACAUUAGAUUUCUUAUACUCGUAAAGUGGGAUGCAACUCGUUACACCUGAUAUCUUACAAAAACUCCUGCACAAAAUGGUGAGUGACCGUUUGAGUAAUUGAACCUCAUCCUCUUAUUACCCAUUGCCCUUUGACUUUGAACCAUAUAUCAUUUGUUCUCCUCAGGUUCUUCCGAAUGAUAUUGAUUAAGCUUGGGACAAAAACACAUAACUAAAGUCUCUACUCCAAGUACCUACUUGUUCUGUGGUUGUGAAAUGUCAAUGCUUCUUCAAUACGCAAGUAACAAGAACUUGGUCUAUAUUCUUGUUUGUAUAGGGCUACGGAUUUUGGUCGUGCACAAUCGCUUGUUCUAUGCUCCAGCUGCCAACAAGAGACAUGUACACCAUCACCUAUGAGAUCGAAGCUUACAGAAGGGCUGCUGCUCCUUUAGGGUUAAAAAAGAAUGCUAAGAUGAUCGUUUGCCUGAUAUUUAGCUAUAGUUAGUUGAACUACCAAGGUGACAUAUAUAUAAGUACUUAAAGGAUGUGUUAGUCAACAGAUAAGUUUUCCGUUUACUCAGCUUCUUUUUGUGAAAACAUUCGUACUAUGAAUAAUUUGGCUGUCGUAUUAGUCUACUGCAAUUUGAAGCGAUUAAUCUUCUUAGCUUUCGAUUUUAUUCUUGUGAAAAGAAUAGUCCAUAUAUGGGCGUCAACUUCUUUGGUCAUUCAUAUAUAUAAUGCUGGGGGAUAGGGCUUUCCGUUGACUCUCAAUACAACAACAAAUCCGGGGUCUGGGAAGUGAUAAUGGGUACGCAAACCUUACCCCUACCCGGAGGAGCAGACUCUGAAUAGCGUUGUGAUUGCACUAAGCAAAUCCAAGCGUGAUGUUUUCUAUGGAUGUUAACUGGUACAGAGAAAAAUAGAGUAAUUAUUUGUUAUAGCUAGUUAAGUUGCAUUUAUAGUGUAAAAUUUCUUUCAUAUUGUCACUACAUAUAGAUUAAAUCCUUGAUAUGCAUGCUAGAAAAGUUGGGAGAAAAGGGAAGAUAAACACCAUUAUACUUAGUGGACUAGAAAGGUAAGAACAAGACUGUAUUUCUUAAAAAGAAGGCAUUGCCUCCAACACCAUUAAUAGCAAAGCAACAAACUCAACAAGGACAUUGGUUGAACAGUAGUUUAAUCAAAAGCUAAAA